Molecule: messenger RNA, 780 nt
Organism: Thelazia callipaeda (thelaziosis nematode)
Lineage: Eukaryota; Metazoa; Nematoda; Chromadorea; Rhabditida; Thelaziidae
Source: the annotation of a GenBank genome assembly
AUGUUAUAUAUGAAUUGUGCUGCAGCUCGUAUAGAGGGAUGUGAUGGCCAUCAUUUCACUGAUAUGACUCCAAAAGAGGCAUGUCUUGAAUAUUAUACACGCCUGAAUUCUUCAGAAGGAUGUACAAAUCCGAUGUUAAGUGCGGAUUUCAAAUCUGUUGGUUAUGAAUUUCAAUACUUCUGUGAUUCUGCAAAUAAAGUGAAGCUAAGCAUAUCGUUGCAAAUGAUUGGAAUUAUGUUUGGAGCAAUGACCUUUGGACAGUUGUCGGAUACCUUUGGUCGUAAAGCAAUUCUUAUGUUUGGAACGAUAGGCUUAAUUGUUAGUGGUUUGGCUUCAACAUUUGUCAGUGAUUUGGUAACUUUCACUAUUGCUCGAUUUUUUGUCAUGUUCUUCACUGGCGGAAAGCACAGCGUUUCUUACGUAUUCAUGAUGGAAAACUUGCCAGCUAAGCAUCGGAUGUGGAUGGUUACUGUUAUUACUUAUUCUCCAAAUUACAUUGUGUUCACUGCUUUGGCUUAUUUGACGGGAGAGUGGCGCUUACUGUCACGUGUAGUUGCUCUUAUAACAUUCCUUCCUGGAAUCUUGUUAUUAUUUGCAUAUGAAAGUCCACGAUGGUUAGUUCAGAAAGGGAAAAUCGAUGAAGCACGUAAGGCAGUCGUGGGUAUGGGUAAAUGGGAUAAUAAAAAUACACCUGAACGGUUGCAGGAGUUAGAUGCUUUGCUAGAUAAGGAACGUGAGCGUUUGAGAGAGCGUAUUUCUCAUUGGUGUAUUCAAUUUUAG